Messenger RNA from Drosophila kikkawai, 1471 nucleotides. RefSeq lists its product as uncharacterized. NCBI's taxonomy places the organism in Eukaryota, Metazoa, Arthropoda, Insecta, Diptera, Drosophilidae. The record is from RefSeq and is a predicted model, not a curated record.
GGCAUCGGCACAUGUGGAAGAGGCGGAGAUUCAGACCAGCAGUUGUACGCCAGGCGCCAUAGCUAGCGGACGUGUCCAGCACUGCGAUCGGUCCAAAGCCCCAGAACCCAACAGCAAGAGAACUCUAAUCGAGAAUCCGAAAUGAAUCCGUCGGCGCUAAUUGUGGCCCUAGUCUGUCUGGGAGCCGCGUCAGCAUUCCCCCAACUGAGGCAGCGGAACGAGAAGCAGGUCCAGACCGGCGAAGUGGAUUUGCCCUCGAAAGGUGCUACCAUUGAGGAAGUGGUAGUGGAAUCCGCCCUGUACAUCAAGCCAAAGUCCAAUCCGCAGGUGCGACGCGUGCGAUCAGCUCUGGAAUCGGGCAUAUAUGCCACCCACAAAAGGGUAAAGCGUCAGUUUGGACGACAAUUCGGCAAUCAAUAUGCUGGAAAUCCGGGCUUCGGAGGCGGUUUUGGUGGACCUUCAAGUUUUGGAGACGGUUUUGGUGGAAAUAAAGGCUUCGGAGGCGGUUUCGGUGGCAACCAAGGAUUCGGCUCAAAUGUCCAGGCAGGCACAUCAGCCGGAUCUGGCGGCACCAAGGCAGGCGUUGAUGUUGGAGCCGGGCCAAAUGGCGGCAAUGCCAAUGCCAAUGUCCAACUAAACCCGCUCGGACCCCUCGGACCCAAUGGCUACAAUCAGGAGCAAGCUGCCUCCAAUGGUGCUGCCCACAGUAACUACAACAAUGGACCCAACUCGGGCUCCUCCGGGGCCAUUGGACAGGCUCAGGGUUUCCAGUCGCAGAGUGCCAACGGAUCCUUCGGUGCCUCCUCGGCCAGCACAGCUACCCAGUCGCAGAAUACCAGCCCCUUUGGCUCUAACAAUGCCGCUGGUGCCUCACUGAGCCAGGUAUAUCACCUGCCCAACGGACAGACCAUCAACUUUAGCUCCACGAACAGCUUUGCCAACGGAGGAGCCAAUAAGGGCAGCAGCCAUGGAUCGGCGGUUUCCGUGAGCCGUUAAUUGUCAUACCUCCUAGUUUGUCCUGGGAAUGCAAUGGUGCAUAUCUAUGUGAAAAUGUGUUUGAAUAAAUAUUUAUGAUCAAGUAAAGCCAUGGACUAUACCGGGUGCAAGGGUUGACUUUAAGCUUUUUUCCGAUUUCAAGAUAAUUAAAAAAUAAAGAUUUCGGACGUAACAAAUACAGAGUCACGUUCGCUAGAGAUUUUUUUAAUCACACAAAGUAAUAUCAUGCGUUAAUGUCCGUUUCUUGUGCUUUUAAUUUUAAUCAGAAACAUACAGUAGUUUAUUUAAUAAUUCAUUUUAAUCCCUGUCGCACGUCACACUAUAUAUCACAAUAGUUUUCAUGUUGUUUGUUACUUAUUAAGUCAAGUUGAAGGGCAUAUUUGCGUAUUAUGUUGACUCUUUGCAUGCUCCGAGGGAUGUUAAAAACAAAAGUAAGCCAGAGGCAUUUGGAUUAAAAGUAAUUAUUAAAACAAAA